GCAGUGCGUCGCCAUUGAUUUCUCUCUAGCUAGCAUCGACGGUAUUUGUGCCCAUUCAUUUUCCAGCUUCUUUCUCUUUUUAUACGCCGCUACAAGUUCAGCCAAUACACCGCCAUACACUUCCAACCGAGCCAUCUCUCACGCGCACCGCGCCACCUGCGCGCAUUCAACUCGAGCUUAAUUCGCUUGCAAAGAGCAGUUGCUCUCUGAACACCAAAAUGCCCAAAUAUAAGCGACUACUGCGAUGUCUACCUGACGCACGACUCGAUGAGCGUGCGCAAGGCGCACAACGCCGGACGUAACCACCUCAGAAACGUUCUGGAAUACUACCAACAAAUCGGACAAGAAAAGGCCCAAUCGGUCAUCGACUCCAUCACGUCGUCCUACGCCGCUGAAGGCCAGGCUGUCCCGAACCCCGCGAUGGCUCCUCCGGGUGCUUACCCUCCUCCAUUUGGCUUCCCUGGUCGACCAGGUCAACUCCCUCCCCCUCCGUUUGGAAUGCCUCCUCUGGGCGCACCCGGCGCGCCGGGCAUGCCUCCUCCCCCCGGAGCAAGAGGUCUCCCCUUCCCCCCUCCCUUCCCCGGUCCAGCAGGCGCCGCCCCUCCUGCCGGUCUCCCUCCUCUCCCCAACAUGCCCCCUGGCGCCCAGGGCUUCCCUCCUCCGCCUGGCGGAUUCCCUCCCAACUUCCCGACCCCUCCCCCUGGUGCUGCUGCUGCCGGGUUUCCCCCGAUUCCUCCCCCAGGUCAAGCUCCAGCAGGAUACAGCCCCAGUCCCACUCCCGGUAUAGCUGGACCGCCGGGACAGGAUGGCGGUUAUGCACCACCGCCCGGUAUGGGCGCCGGUUUGCCUGGUCCGCCUCCGGGAUUGGGUGAUAAGCGGUGAUGGUGGGUAGUAGUAUCUUAUCUGAUGUUGUAUCUGUAUCAUGUGUUGCUUGAUUUGUUUACUACGGGGGUUCUUACUUUCUUAUUUUCGCCUUAUUUGUUUGUCUAGAUUCAAGUGAUUCCAUACCAGCGUUCUAUCUAUGGGGAUUCGGUUAUGCAAUAUUUCUUUUUCUUUUGUUUGAUUGAAAGGAAAGAAAAAGUUGGUAAAUCAAACAGAAUUUGAAUAAAAGGAUUUAUUGGAUGGAUGGAUUUCUCUAUGUACUUUGUCAUAAUGCGUAUGUGAGUUGCGUGGUACUAAUAACUACCCAUGAGACAUCUUAAAGUAG
Messenger RNA from Aspergillus vadensis CBS 113365, 1207 nucleotides. RefSeq names its product putative U1 snRNP complex component Yhc1. Gene Ontology annotation, biological process: mRNA splicing, via spliceosome; spliceosomal snRNP assembly; mRNA 5'-splice site recognition. The record is from RefSeq and is a predicted model, not a curated record. Gene Ontology annotation, cellular component: U1 snRNP. NCBI's taxonomy places the organism in Eukaryota, Fungi, Ascomycota, Eurotiomycetes, Eurotiales, Aspergillaceae. Gene Ontology annotation, molecular function: zinc ion binding; pre-mRNA 5'-splice site binding. Bases 268 to 882 code for a protein of 204 amino acids. The transcript is spliced from 5 exons.